Molecule: messenger RNA, 411 nt
Organism: Pichia membranifaciens NRRL Y-2026
Lineage: Eukaryota; Fungi; Ascomycota; Pichiomycetes; Pichiales; Pichiaceae
Exons: 1
Source: RefSeq, a predicted model, not a curated record
UACUCUUCGGAUCUCGAACAAAAACUCCAGUCGCUACCCCUGGUUAAAAAGUACAAGGAUGAUCCGGAUUACACCGAGUACAGAGGAUGGAACCAUCUGGACACUACUCCAUCCGGUCUAUCGAAUUUCCACGGAACUUUGCUCACGCCUGGGGGAAUUGCCAUCCCCCCAAUCUCCUUUCACUGCCAGAAAACAGGCGACGACGUCGUCAUUUUACAUGUCGGCCGUAGACUCGCAGGGUAUCCCUUUAUAGUUCAUGGGGGAAUGCUAGGAAUGAUAGUCGAUGAGGUCUUCAAGACAAAUCUGAUCAGGGAGUUCCCCAACUUAACGUUUGAUACUGUCCACACCAAAUCUCUAGAACUGAACUACAGCUUCCCCACAUUCGUCAACCAGUUUCUUGUCAUCAGAUCC